UUGCGAAAAUUUUAUUCUUUAAUGUAUAGGUAAAUAAGUUCUAUAUAUAUUAUGUAUUCAUUGUUUUAUUUUUUAUUGAUGUGGAUCUCAGCAGUUUAUUUUGUUAGUGUGUUGUAUAAUGCAUGUGGUGUAAUUUCCAUCAGAAAAGAAUAUUGCUGUAGGAAGUAAAUAAAGCACUUAACUGAGGGAGAAAAGGGAACUUUAAUUUUAUAUCAGACAUGUUACAUAUAGUACUUUAGUACUAUCUGAAACCUAAUAGUAACUUAAAUAUAUAUAUAUUUAUAUAUUGUUAUUUUGCUGACAAAGUGCUUUUAUUGUUUUAAAAGUUCAAUAUUUUGCUGCCUUUUUGUGUUAUAACAUUUUACAUUAUCCCGUCUUGUGGUUUCCAUUUUAUUCUGGGUUCUAGUUUUUCGGUUAAGUGCAAUCAGUACUUCUACCAAUACUAACUACUUGACUUUGACCCCGUGUGUAGAUUUUAGAUUAACCAUCUUUAUGUGUUGUACAUUGAAAGAGAAAACACAGUUUUCAAAUGUAAAAAUAUUUAAAAGUAUUUUAAAUCUAAAAAGUGAAUUAAAAUUUACCUUUUUAAACUUAACUUUAUCUAUUAUAAUAUAUAUAUUAAUAAUAAUAUAUAUAUAUAUAUAUAUAUAUAUAUAUAUAUAUUUCCUAAUUUUAUUUGGACAACAAAUUUUCAAGACGAUGUAAUAUUACAGUUUUUACCCAUUUGGUAUAUAAUAUACUUUAUGGUGACAAUGAGAUGUAACAUAAUAUUUUUUAGUUUUUAGGCUCUUAUUUUGCAGUAUGAGGUUAGGGUUUCUGCAGCUUCUUUUAUUUUUAAUUGAAACCUCAAUAGCCGAGCACCCACUUCAUAAAAAACUUCACACGUGGCACACCCUUAAGCUGCGUGAUAUGAGACACUCCCGUAUAAAAAGAAGUAUUAUGGACGACGAAAUUCCAACUUUGGAUCAAUUGAUUUCAUUCAACGCAUUCAACAAAACUUUCCGAUUAUCAUUACUUCCGUCACCUGAGGUCUUCGCAAUGGGAUUUAAAGCGUUUGUUAGUGGAAAAAAUGCAGAAGAGGAAAUUAGAGUGGACAAGGCAAAAGUGCUAAAGGGGACGGUUCUCGGCGAUUCAAAGUCUCAUGUCAUUGCUCAUUUACAAGACGGCAGGUUGACAGCGAGUAUUGAUACAGACAAUGAAACUUAUAUUGUUGAACCAAUGUGGCGUCACAUGCACGCACAUGACAUUAACGAAGACACCAAGUCAGACAUGCUUGUUUAUAGAAGGUCUGAUGUCAAACUACAAAGUUUGAAUGACCCACACGGAGAAGAUGGAUUCUGUGAUACACAUAGGCUAAUGAGAGAAUUCAGAAACAAAUCAAAACUCAAGCAUGAUCAUAACAGGAAUGGUAUUGAAGAUGAAUUAGAAACAGUUCGGCACCAAGCUCGCCACCACAGAGCAAAGAGAUCAACGGCUAUUCCAAAAAUUUGCAAAAUAACUCUUGUAGCUGACCACAGGUUUUACAGAGAGAUGGGAAACAGUAGCAUACAUGAGACCAUGUAUUAUCUGAUCAAUCUCAUUGAACGUGUCAACCAUAUCUACAAAAACACGGAUUGGGUCACGGAUCCUAGCCAACCCAAAGGUGUAUACAAAGGAUAUGGAUUUCAAAUUGAUAAUAUCACUAUACAUAAUGAGUCUACUGCUGAUCCAAGGUACAAUCAGGCUCAUUACUGGUCAGAAGCAAAACAAUUACUGGAGGCAUUCAGUGAAAAGAAGCGAUCUAAUUGCCUCUCCCAUCUUUUCACAUAUGUGGACUUUGCGCGUGGAUUACUUGGCCUCGCUUAUGUUGGUUCUGGGAAAAAAGAUGACGUUGGUGGAAUAUGCACCAAACCAUACAAUCGUGGUAAUGGAGACCCCACACUUUACCUCAACACUGGUUUAACAACUACUGUUAACUGGGGACAGCGUAUUCUUACCACUGAAGCUGACUUGGUUACUGCCCAUGAACUUGGUCACAACUUUGGUGCCGAACAUGAUGAAGAAGGUGCCGUCAACAGUGCUGAUAACUGCAGACCUGGACAGGCCAACGGAGGAAAUUAUAUCAUGUGCCCUGCUGCUGUAACUGGAGAAUAUCCAAACAAUAAAGUAUUUUCAGUUUGCAGCAAACGAAACAUUUUGCGUUCUCUCAAAAACAAAGCUCCGCUCUGCUUUCAGGAAGAAAAAAACUCCUUCUGCGGAAAUUUCCAAGUUGAAACUCAUGACAAUGAAACAUGUGACGUCGGAUAUAUAACUGGCUUCUCCAAUGAAGAUAGAUGCUGCUUGUUUAACUGCACACUUAAGCCUGGAGCAAAAUGUAGCAACAAGAACUACAAAUGUUGCACUGAAGAUUGCCAGAUUGCUGGACCAACAAAGAUGUGCAGAGCCCACAUUCCUGGCCUGUGUUUAAAAGAUGUUUACUGCAACGGGGUAGAUAAAGUCUGCCCUAGACCAAAACCAAUGCCGGAUAACACAAUGUGUGGAGACCUUGGCAGAUGCAGAAAUGGCGUAUGCGAGCCUUUUUGUAGAACUAAAGGCCUUCAGCCUUGCCUGUGUUCGCUACUGGAGGAUCAGUUCUGUUCUCGGUGUUGUGCACCACUUGGGGUCACUGGAGAUGAAUUGACCAACUUAUGCACACCGUAUUUAAAUAUAAGUGAAUCGCACUGGACACUGCCGGAUAAUUCAAGAUGCACGCUUGGUUAUUGCAGAAAGGGAAAGUGCCACAAACAAACCCAGGAUGUUAUUGAAAGAGUUUGGGACAUUUUCAAACAUAUUUCACCAGAUAAAAUUGGGCAACUUCUGGCUGACAAUAUUGUAGGAGGUGUUCUUGUGUUUUCAUUGCUUUUCUGGGUCCCAUGCAGCUGUUUGAUCAAUUUUGUCGAUAAGAAGAGAAUAAAGAAUCGGCGAGAAGAAGACAAGUGGAGAACACAGCGUGGUAAUGAAUACACUCGCAACUCAAUGGUGUUCAAAGGUGUCAGUGGUAGUUCUGCACCCGUCACCCCACGUAUUCGAAUUCAGAGAAACAAUGUUGCAUGGAACAGUGGGCAGGUGGUAAAGGCUGGCUUUGGUGCAAAGGAACAGUGGAAAAUGUCUCAAGCGAAAGGAUUCAAUGUUCGGAAUAGAUCUUGUGAAAAUCUUGACGACCUUGCUGAUGCUGGGGGAACGCCUAACAGCGAUGAUGAAGAUUGUGCUUUUGCUCAACUUUCUGUACACAGGGAUUCAAUCCGACCACCUUUUGUACGUUCUGCUGCGGUAUCCCAUCCCUCCUUUAGCCCCUUAACCCCACCAUUGGGUGAAGCUUCAUUUGACAGCGAAGUUUUACCAAUCGCUGCCUCAUCCAACACCAAUUUACCCGCGGCAGUGCUUGAGGAAGAAGAGGCUGAAGAGACAAUUUCAAUGUUCCGGCUUCGGAGUCUCCAUAGACAAGAAGCAACAGAUAUUGCCAUGAAUAUUAACAAUUUAGAUUUAAAAGAUACAACUGUUUAAUCAUGAUCAGAGCCAAGGUCAUUUACUGAUACCCACGCCACACUACAUGUAAACAGUUUGUGAAAAUCAAAAAAAAAUCACUUUUUACACACAUAAUUUUUACAUCCUGUUGUUUUUACGCUAGUUUCAAUUUUGCCAGUGUCAGUAUUUUCUUUUUAUUUCUGUGAUGCGCCAUGUUCUUAUGUGCUGCAAAACUUUCCCGGCUUUGCUGCUAGAUUCAAUCCUAUCAGUUUUUUGUGCCUUGUCGAACACAUAUGACCACUUUUAUUGUAUUUUACCUUUUUGCAAUUGUAAUCAUGUUUUAGUUUGCGCGAUAGUCUCCCUAAACUUUCCAGGGAGAAGUUGCAUUGAAUCGUGUAAAAUAUUUUAUUAAUUGUACAUAUGCACUCUCCCACGCCAACCACAAUAUUUUUUUGCCAACUGGUUUUUACAUUCUUAUUUUUAAUUAUGAGUUCACUUAUAUGUUUAUAAUGUGGUUGGGGCUUAAAGGAUAUACUUCUACUCCAUAUGAGAUUUGAUGUGAGUUCAGCACCGCGAAUAUGCAGGCUGUNAUACACGAUCGUUUGAUAUUUAA
Molecule: messenger RNA, 4096 nt
Organism: Ciona intestinalis (vase tunicate)
Lineage: Eukaryota; Metazoa; Chordata; Ascidiacea; Phlebobranchia; Cionidae
Source: RefSeq, a predicted model, not a curated record